AUGUUUAUCCAACAACACUGUAUGGAAGGUUUACAUUGUGAUUUGAGCAGUACUUCAUUGCUAAUAAAAUCGAAAGAAGAAUUGAAAGUAAAUACACUGUUGGCUGUCGUCGGGGAAGAAAUGUUCGAGCUGAUGAUCGAUUUGUGUAACCCGGACAAACCGGAGGAAAUUACUUACGAGGCAUUUUUCAGGUUAGUUAAAAUCAUCUUCACCAGAGCCGUCCAAAAGAGCAGAAAGAUUCAAAUUAAGAUUACGCAAGCAAGAGCCCGGCGAAUCUUUAGCGCAAUAUUCAGCUGCACUUAA
Molecule: messenger RNA, 303 nt
Organism: Acanthoscelides obtectus
Lineage: Eukaryota; Metazoa; Arthropoda; Insecta; Coleoptera; Chrysomelidae
Source: the annotation of a GenBank genome assembly